This is a messenger RNA of Pseudopipra pipra, 2616 nucleotides long. It is a transcript of the gene AARSD1, whose product is annotated as alanyl-tRNA synthetase domain containing 1. Gene Ontology annotation, biological process: regulation of translational fidelity; alanyl-tRNA aminoacylation. The coding region runs from base 115 to 1623 and encodes 502 amino acids. Gene Ontology annotation, molecular function: ATP binding; nucleic acid binding; alanine-tRNA ligase activity. The transcript has 13 exons. The record is from RefSeq and is a predicted model, not a curated record. NCBI's taxonomy places the organism in Eukaryota, Metazoa, Chordata, Aves, Passeriformes, Pipridae.
GCAGCGGGCGCGCGCCGCCGCCGGGAGCGCGCCCGCGCGUCACCCGCAGGCUCCGCCCGCUCCCGGCGCUGCAGCUGCCGCCACUUGUGCCGUGUCCGUGCCCGGGCGGUCGCGAUGGUGUUCCGGUGCCAGCGGGACAGCUGGGCCCGGCAGUUCGCCACCAGGGUGGUGUCGUGCCAGGCGGCGGAGCUGCGGCCCGAGGGCGGCGGGGAGCCGGUGCGCGGGUUCCAGGUGGUGCUGGAGGACACCAUCCUCUUCCCCGAGGGCGGCGGGCAGCCGGACGAUCGCGGCCUCAUCGGGGACGUGCCGGUGCUGCGCGUGACCCGGCGGGGGCCCGAGGCCGUGCACUUCGUGCCGGCCGCGCUGGAGCCCGGCGCCGAGGUGCUGCUGUCGCUGGACUGGGAGCGCCGCUUCGACCACAUGCAGCAGCAUUCAGGACAGCAUCUCAUCACUGCCAUUGCAGAACAGAUGUUUGGAUUCAAGACAACUUCAUGGGAGCUGGGCCGUCAGCGAAGCCUCAUUGAGCUGGACACCCCCUCAAUGACAGCAGAGCAGGUCAAGGCCCUGGAGAGGAGUGUGAAUGAGAAAAUCCGGGACAGGGUCCCUGUGACAGUGAGGGAACUGGCUGCAGGUGACCCUGAAAUUGAAAGAGUGAGGAGCCGGGGGCUGCCCGACGACCAUGUGGGGCCAGUGCGUGUUGUGGACAUCGAAGGCAUUGACUCCAACAUGUGCUGUGGGACUCAUGUCUCCAACCUGAGUGACCUGCAGGUUAUUAAGCUCCUUGGUGUGGAAAAAGGGAAAAAGAACAAAACCAACUUGAUUUUCUUGGUGGGAAACAGAGUGCUGAAAUCAGUUGAACAAAGUCACAGUACCGAGAAGGCUCUAACCUCCCUGCUCAAAAAUGGACCAGGUGAGCAUGUAGAGGCUGUGAAAAGACUGCAGAGCUCUGUGAAACUGCUCCAGAAGAAUAACCUGAACCUGCUUAGAGACAUUGCUGUUUUGAUAGCUCGGGACUUCAAGAGCAAACCUGCUCCAAGGCAGCUGUUUGUGUUACACAGGAAAGAGGGUGAUUCUGAAUUUAUGAACAUCAUCGCUAAUGAGAUUGGGACAGAGGAAACUCUGCUAUUCCUGACUGUGGGGGAUGAAAAAGAAGCAGGACUCUUCCUUCUAGCUGGACCUGUUGAAGCAGUUGAGAAUUUAGGUCCCAGGGUGGCAGAGCUGCUGGGAGGGAAAGGAGCUGGAAAGCGUGACCGCUUCCAGGGCAAGGCAGCCAAGAUGAGCCGUCGAGGAGAAGUGGAAGCUCUGCUCCAGGAAUUCAUCAGCCAUCGAAGCCCUGAAGUGUGUUGGUGUUUCUCAUCACUCAGGACAGACGUCCUUCCUCCACCACCCACAGUCCAUGCCACAGCCCUGCACCCUGGAGCUGAUCCUGCAUCCCACAGCACAGGCCAGCAGAACACUCGAACUCACCAGCUAAACACACCUUCAGCUUUAAUAAAAUACCUCCUGUGCACAGCCACACCCCCACGUCAUGUGUGUAUAGAUACAUGUAUGUAUGUACACACACAGGUGUACGCUCACCCCACACUGCAUCACAGCAGCGAACACCGAGUGCCCCAGGGCUGAAGGGUCCCUCGUGCUGGCACUUUAUCUCCAUGUCACAGUGUCUGCCCGUUCCUGUCACAGAGCUGCCUCGCCAGCAGACCCCAGGCACCCAGGGGUGAGCACCCUGCUCCCGGUGGUGCUGUCCCCAGCCCUGCAGUGCGGAGCUGACGUGUCCCCAUGAGCUGCAGAGGGAGUGCAGGAUCUCCCCACUACUGCUGGGUCCCAGGCAGACGACCUCCACCCGUGGGUGCAGGAGGGGCAGCAGGGGAGUCCUGGGAGUGCAAGGCUCGCUGUACCAUCAGCAAGGGCACGACUGAGACUGUGGGUCUAUGUGGUGGGAGCCACCCGGCAGCGCCGCCAGCCCAGCCUCCACAGUCCACUCCCAGUGCAAAAUCAGCAGGGAGCACACAGUGGCUGGGGUGCACCAGGGCUAGUGGGUGCCCCUGAGACCAGGGCUAGGGUGGCCACUUGCCUGGGCACAAUUACCUGCAGGGAUGCCCUAGGCAGCCUUCUUGUCCUGUGUGGCCAUGAGGUGGGAGAGGCAGUAGGGGAUGAGGCUGACAGUAGCCAGUGGCACAGCUGCACUCUUGCAGAAGGAGAGGGCGUAGAAGAGCAGCUGCAUGUGGGAGGGUGGCUUGAAGGCAUCAAAGAUGUGGAGGAUGAGGAGGGAGGCAGUGACACAGCCCAGGCGGAAGGGCAGCUGCUGGCCCUGCUUCCCCUGGCAGCUCUUCUUGUACAUGUGGGAGUUGACAGCCAGCCCCAGCCCAAAGAGGAUGCCCAGGUUACGGAGGAGGCUGGCAAAGGGGGUGGUGUCGAUGUGGACCCACUCAGGGCGGCUGCACCACCUCCGUGCCUUCUCCAGUGUCCAGAGCAGGUCCACGCCAAGCACCCGCAGCAGCAGGUAGAAACCAAUGGUGAAGCUGAAGAGGAAUAAGGUGAUGCCCGUGUACCGAUGGAGGCUGGCGUGGUAGAUGCAGCGGACAUGCUGAAAGGUCUUGGCCACAGCCAUCCCUG